Messenger RNA from Arachis duranensis, 1503 nucleotides. Its product is annotated as sugar transport protein 10-like. Gene Ontology annotation, biological process: monosaccharide transmembrane transport. The record is from RefSeq and is a predicted model, not a curated record. The transcript is spliced from 3 exons. Bases 1 to 1485 code for a protein of 494 amino acids. Gene Ontology annotation, molecular function: monosaccharide transmembrane transporter activity. Lineage: Eukaryota; Viridiplantae; Streptophyta; Magnoliopsida; Fabales; Fabaceae. Gene Ontology annotation, cellular component: membrane.
AUGGCAGGAGGUGCCUAUAUUGAAAGUGGUAGACGACAAUACGAGGGAAAGGUGACAGCAUUCGUGUUAAUUACAUGUUUCGUUGCUGCUAUGGGAGGCCUUCUCUUUGGAUAUGAUCUUGGUAUCACGGGAGGAGUCACAUCUAUGGAACCAUUCUUGGUUAAAUUCUUUCCAGUUGUAUAUCAACAAAUGCUGGAUGAUUCCAGUACCAAUCAAUAUUGCAAGUUUGACAACCAGCUAUUGACAUUAUUCACCUCCUCUCUGUAUCUUGCAGCAUUAAUAGCUUCUUUUUUUGCUGCCACAACCUCAAGAUUGUUUGGACGCAAACCAUCCAUGUUUUUGGGUGGCUUAUUUUUCCUUCUUGGAGCACUGUUGAAUGGCUUUGCAAUUAACGUUGAAAUGCUUAUCAUCGGUCGAAUAUUUCUAGGUUUUGGUGUUGGAUAUUGUAAUCAGUCUGUGCCGAUUUACUUGUCUGAGAUGGCUCCGGCUAAAAUUAGAGGAGCACUCAACAUUGGAUUUCAAAUGAUGAUCACAAUCGGAAUCCUAGGUGCAAACCUUAUCAACUAUGCAACUUCGAAGCACCAAAAUGGGUGGAGAGUAUCUUUGGGAGUUGGAGCUGUGCCAGCAGUUUUGCUGUGUGUAGGGUCUCUUUUCUUAGAGGAAACACCAAACUCUUUGAUCGAAAGAGGGCAACAUGUAAAAGCCAAGACAAUGUUGCAGAAAAUCCGUGGCACCAACAAUGUUGAUGAGGAAUAUCAAGAUCUUGUUGAUGCAAGUGAGGCGGCUAGUAAGGUGGAAAAUCCAUGGAAGAACAUUACAAGACGCAGAUAUAGGCCACAACUCACUCCAGUGCUUUUUACCAUUUUGGGCUUUGGCAAUGAUGCCUCCCUCAUGUCUGCAGUUAUCACAGGAGGUGUUAAUGUUCUUGCUACACUUGUCUCUGUUUUCUGUGUAGACAAAUUUGGAAGAAGGCUAUUGUUUCUUGAAGGUGGCGCUCAGAUGCUUGUUUCUCAGAUUGUGGUUGGAAUCAUGAUCGGCAUGAAGUUUGGAUUGAAUGGUGAAGGAUCAUUUAACAAAGGAGAAGCAGACAUCCUGUUGUUGUUUAUUUGUUUAUAUGUGGCAGCAUUUGCAUGGUCAUGGGGGCCACUAGGUUGGUUGGUACCAAGCGAAAUAUGUUCUCUUGAAGUUCGACCAGCAGGCCAAGCUAUUAAUGUGGCAAUCAACAUGUUCUUUACCUUUGGCAUUGCUCAAAUAUUUCUUAGCUUGCUUUGCCAUUUCAAGUUUGGUCUCUUUUUCUUCUUUGCUGCUUGGGUGCUCGUCAUGACCAUUUUUAUUGCCUUCUUGUUACCUGAGACUAAGAACGUCCCUGUUGAAGAAAUGAAUUAUGUUUGGAAGUCUCACUGGUUUUGGAACAAGUAUAUGCCUGAAUGUGAAGAUCUCGUUGCUGGGGCUUACAACAAUUCCGAAGCUACUCUUUCAAAUUAAUUAGAAGGAAUAGUCAGA